Saccostrea echinata is the source of this 666-nucleotide messenger RNA. Its product is annotated as synaptosomal-associated protein 25-like. NCBI's taxonomy places the organism in Eukaryota, Metazoa, Mollusca, Bivalvia, Ostreida, Ostreidae. The transcript is spliced from 7 exons. Gene Ontology annotation, cellular component: plasma membrane; SNARE complex. The coding region runs from base 1 to 666 and encodes 221 amino acids. Gene Ontology annotation, biological process: exocytosis; synaptic vesicle priming; synaptic vesicle fusion to presynaptic active zone membrane. The record is from RefSeq and is a predicted model, not a curated record. Gene Ontology annotation, molecular function: SNAP receptor activity; syntaxin binding.
AUGAAACAAGGACUAGAAAUGCUGAAGCAACAACAACAGCGACUCAGUAUGAACAAGAGAUGCGGACCAAAGGGGAGCAUAUUACGGAACUGUACUUUUCAGUCCCUCGAGAGCACUAGAAGAAUGACAGAUCUCGUGCAUGGGGCUAAGGAGGCAGGUAUCCGUUCUCUGGUCCUGAUUGAUGAACAUGGAGAACAGCUUGAUCGAAUCGAGGAUGACAUGAAUCAGAUUAAUGAAGACAUGGAGGACGCAGAGAAAAACCUAGAGGGACUACAAAAGUGCUGUGGACUGUGUGUGCUACCCUGGAAAAGGCCACAGAUGUUUAGGAGAGGUGGAGAUUAUGAAAAUACCUGGAGGCUUUCCGAGGAUGGCAAAUUGAGUUCCGAUAGAAGACGAGUAGCUGCAGGCAGAAACACAAAUUCUAAGGGUCCAAUUAUUACUAGAAUAACCAAUGACGAGAGAGAGGAUGAAAUGGAACAGAACUUGACAAAUGUGGGUUAUGUUCUGGGAAACCUGCGAGAAAUGGCCAUUGACAUGGGGAGUGAAAUAGAGUACCAGAAUAAGCAACUGGACCGCAUAAAUUUCAAGACCCAGUCCAAUGAUUGGAGGAUACAGAUGGCCAACCGAGAGCUGCAGAAGUCAUUAAGGAAAAUUAAUAAUAUCUGA